AUGAUUUGUAAAAGCAAGCAUUUUCUAUUUAACACCGACUAUAAAUUAUAUCUCAGUUAAAAAUAAGUUAUUAUUGGAAAGGUAAAUGUUUAAUUAAAUUUAAAAAGAGUGAAGAGAAUUUCAAGUAUAGAAUGCCUUUGAACCUUUCAACAAUUAUCAAAUGGAUUUUCAAUAGUGAUUUUACUUUUAAUGGAUUUUAGUUUUAAUGGAAAAACUCUUGGAAAACUAUCAUAAUGACACAUGAUCAAAUUCUGAUUCUCAAAGAUUAUUUGGAUGGAAAAGUCACGUAUUGUAAUUUAGCCAAAAUUUACAAUAUUAUCCAAUGUGAGAGAACUGGAUAUUCUAGUAAAGUAAAUUUAUUACUAAAAAAUAGGUUCAUUUGACUUAUUGUUGUGCAAAUCAAAAAAAGUAUUAUAUGUAAAUAUUUCCAAUUUCUGAUUUAAAUUCAUAGGUAUUUCUCUUUUAUUAAGUAGGAAUAUAUAAAAUUAGUAUAAAUAAUUAACUUAAAUCAUCCAAACAUUCUUAAAUAUGAAGAAUAUUUUGUUGAAGAUAAGAAUUUGUAUGUUGUAACAAGUAUUUUAAAUGGGAAAACGUUAAAAGAAAGAUUAAGUAGUCAGUAUAGAAUGGAACCUUAAGAAAUUAUUGUCACUCUUAAAACUUUACUUAAGUUUAUAAAUGAUAUGAAUAAGUUAGGAUAUGUUUUUAGAGAUAUUAAUUCAACAAAUAUCUUUCUAAAAAAUGACGGAAAUAUACUAAUUAUAGAUUUUGAAACUGUUGUAAAAAUUGAAGAAGCUUUUAGAACCAAAGCUGUUUCGAAAGAAAAAGAUUUUUUACAUGAUUUUAAAGAUUUGAGUAAAAGUAACGAAGAAGAUUGGAUAGAAAUUGAAAAAUUUUAUUAUGAACAACAUGAUGUUUUGAUUUUAGGCUAAUUAUUAAAAGAAAUGUAUUAUGAAUUUCCAUUUUAGGUUAACUAAUAAAGUAUAAUAAACAAAUUCUACAGAAAGGACAAGGUAGCUUACUAUCACUAAGACUACAAUUGUUAAAAGAUCACCAAAAUAUUAUAUUUAUUAACUUUUAUAAAGAAUGUUAGAACCAGAUCCAAAAGUUAGAAUUACAACUUAGAAUGCCAUUUAUUUUUUAGAAGAUAUUGAUUUUGGAGAUGAAAGUUAUGAAGAUCUUCCUAAUGAUACAUAUGAAGAUUAAAAUUUUUAAGCUGUGAAAUCAAUCUCAAUAAAGACAUUCCUCGUUUGAG
Paramecium sonneborni is the source of this 1252-nucleotide messenger RNA. The record is from the annotation of a GenBank genome assembly. Lineage: Eukaryota; Ciliophora; Oligohymenophorea; Peniculida; Parameciidae.